Bathycoccus prasinos is the source of this 2349-nucleotide messenger RNA. Its product is annotated as pasticcino 1-Arabidopsis thaliana (ISS). NCBI's taxonomy places the organism in Eukaryota, Viridiplantae, Chlorophyta, Mamiellophyceae, Mamiellales, Bathycoccaceae. Gene Ontology annotation, molecular function: protein binding. The transcript has a single exon. The record is from RefSeq and is a predicted model, not a curated record. Bases 1 to 2349 code for a protein of 782 amino acids.
AUGACGGCGACCGACACUACAUCCUCUACAUCCUCCUCAAAAUCGAUGCAAACGUUCCUCGACGAGUGCGCGUUGAUAAAAAAACAGCAUCGACAAAGUUUCAACGACUUUUCGUUCCUUCGAGUAUCUCCGCUGGCGUUCGUGAAACCACUGCGUAAGGACGACGAUUCAGACGACGAUGUGAACAACAAGAGAGCAAAAAUGAGUGCAAACAGAGAGACGAAAAUACUAAACGAGCUGGAGAUGUGCGAGCGAACGGGAGACGUGGUUUUUAGAGCUUCUUCGAAGAUGAAAAACGAAUGCGUUUUUCGUCUGAAUUCACUUUCCGUGGCCGAGGAGGAAGAGAGAAGAGGAAGAAGAGGAAGAGAAAAAAUAAUCGCGUACCGAAUGAAGAUUUGGACUUUAACGGACGAGAAAGAGAAGAAGGUGGUGUUGUACGAUAAUUUAACAACAGAGGAGGAUACUAUGAAUAGCAGUAAUAGGAGUAAAAGUAGUUUUAAGAAGAGUAAGAAACUACUCCUGGCGCGCGUAGACGCGGAUCCGAACCGAACGAGCGACGGGUUUCAGUUGAGAGGAGUGAGUUUGGCGCUCGCUGCAGAGGCGGAGAGACUUUCGAGGACGAACUCUACCUCUAAGGAGGAUGAGAACGAUGGUGAUGGUGAUACGCUUAAAAUUGAGAUGACAUCAAACGUGGCGUUCAAACACCCGUCGAUGAAUAGAAAGAGCGAUACGUUCAGAGAGAUUUUUAAGGACGUGGACGCGAACGCAAAAUUGGCGUGCGAAGCGCGUUUAGUUGAAGCGUUUGAGAUUAUAGAGAUUCACGAACUAUCCACGUACGAGAAAUCAACAUUCGCUGAUCGUGAUAAAGACGACAACGACGAAAAAAAUGCACGAGUAGGAAUAGAAAUAGAAGUAGAAGUAGAAGAAGAGAGACGAUCGAGAUGUGCCGUUUUGAAGAGGGUCGUGGUCCCGGGCGAAAGUUGGGAGACGCCUUCGGAUUUUUCAGAAAUCUCGCUGAGGAUAAACGACAUGAAUGGUAAAAGUAACGCGCACACGUUCGUUUUGAAAAGACACGAGAGUAAGAAGGAUUCCUACGAGAGAUUCGUGAUGGCUUUGGUGAGAACGAUGCGAAAGAAGGAGACGUCGGUUGCGUUCGUUCCCAAAGAACGCUUCCUCGAUUUCACGUUCCCGCAACACGAAGAGGUGGGGAAGGUUAUCGAUGCGAUACGUAAAAAUAACAACAACUCCUACGAUUACGAAGACUACGUCGCGAUUGAAGUGCACUUGAUUGAUUGGGUGAGCGCGAGAGACUGUUUCGGAGACGGAAAAGUCAUAAAAACGGUGCUGGAAAAGAGGGAUCCGUCGAAGAGUUUUCCGAACGAUUCUCCCGUGCAAGAUACGAAAGUGUACAUUUCCAAUCUCCGCGCGAGCGCGAAAACCACAUCAGGGACUGAAGGUAUAAUAGGCACCGACAAAAACGAGCAGCAUCUAAUUGGCGAAGACUUUUCGUUUCGAUUAGCGUCGGGAGAGAUGCCGCGUGCUUUAGAAACCGCGCUCCGAACCGCGUGCAUUGGCGAAACUAUUCGCGUGACUGUAGAUGUGCGAGAAGAAGAAAGGACAGCGUUUGCGCUCAAACAACGAAAGGAAAGGAUGCGCGCGUAUUUAGACUCGUACGUAUUGAGUGAUACGUUAACCAAACUGGUAUCUCGAGACGACGACGAGCAAAAUCUGCUCAAAGCUGAGGAUGGUGGUUUUCGACUCGUGCAAGUUACGUUUGAGUGCACUUUGACGGGCUUUGAUAAGAUUGUCAAUUGGUACAGCGACGCCGUCGCCGUUUGCAUCAAAGACGGCGAAGAUUUGAAAACGGACGCGAACGCGCUGUUCAAAAACGGUAUGCUCAUCGAAGCGUUGGAAAAGUACGAAAGCGUGGCGCAAAAGUUGAAUCAGCUCGCCUCGCGCGUGUUGCUCGAAGAAGAAGAAGGAGAAGGAGAAAAGUACGAACCUCGGAUCGUCGCUUUGAGAAACAACGUGCUCUUGAACGCCGCGGUAACGGCAAAGAAGUUGAGAGAUUACACCGCCGCGAGGAAAAGCUUGGAGAAAAUUCCGGAAAAUGAGAGAUCGUUCAAGGCUAAAAUGUUAAAAGGGUGCAUUUUUCUCGACGAGAACGAAUUCGAUUUGGCCAAGGAAGCGUUCCGAGAGUUGCUGACCGAUAUCGCCGCCGACGAAGACGAAGAUGAAGUGACUAAAGACGAAAAGAAGAAAGAGCUAGAGAGAGAGCUUGCGCGCGUGAAGCAACUCGAGAAGCGGGCGUUGGAGGAGAUGCGAAAUAAGUUUCGAGGUAAGCUGUAA